Molecule: messenger RNA, 734 nt
Organism: Mytilus californianus (California mussel)
Lineage: Eukaryota; Metazoa; Mollusca; Bivalvia; Mytilida; Mytilidae
Product: perlucin-like protein
Exons: 6
Coding region: 76-642 (188 amino acids)
Source: RefSeq, a predicted model, not a curated record
UUUCAUUUCAUUUUUGAAUAUCAUGUUUCCGUUCAAUUGGAUUGAGUUAUUCGCACCUUUUCUGUUAUAGCAGCAAUGUAUUUGUUAACCUUCGUUGUUAUUCUGGCCCUGGCAACAUUUGACGUCUUCUCACUGCCAUGUCUGUCAAGCAAGGCUAAGAAAGAGUUUGAAACUGUAAGGCAGAAACUCAAAACUUUACAUGCUGACCUCGGAAAAAAGGUUUUAGGGCUUGAUACCGAUUUGAAAUCCAUGGAAACAGAUCUAGCAAAAAAACAAUGGCGGAAAUACAAUGGACAUUGCUAUUACGUUGGUGACGAUGUUAAAUCCUGGUUUGAUGCUGAGCGAAAAUGUAAACAUAUAGGUGGCCAUCUUGUGAAGAUAGACGACAAGCCAGAAAAUAAUUGGCUGAAAUCACAACUUGCAGCUUCUACAUACUGGAUUGGACUAAUUGAUUUAAAAGAAGGGGAAUUCCGAUGGUCCUAUGAUCAACAGCUGGUGAAAUAUAAAAACUACAACAAAGGUGAACCAAACAAUCAUGGAGGUAACGAAGAUUGCGUUACUCUAUUGUCCAGUGGAAAGUGGAAUGACAAUGUAUGCUCCAAUACAUUUAUGUAUAUUUGUGAAAAUAAUUUUUGCUAUUAAAUGGCAACGAAAAUCACAUCUUGAGGCAGAAAACACGAUCGAACGGUUAUUAAAAAUUUAUUUUAAUAAAGAAUUAGUUAGUUUGAAAAUAA